Messenger RNA from Striga asiatica, 435 nucleotides. The record is from the annotation of a GenBank genome assembly. Lineage: Eukaryota; Viridiplantae; Streptophyta; Magnoliopsida; Lamiales; Orobanchaceae.
AUGAGAGGCGGCAGUGGUUGUGCAGGUACAGGCGGAGGCGGCUGCGCGACGAUUCUCCGGUGGCCGGAAGGUGGGCGAGAACGGAUGGAUGUGGCGGAAGGCGGCGGCGAUGUGGUGGUCGAACUGCUGGGCUCCGUCUCUCGCCCACCUCCUCCUUCACUUCUCCCCAUUCUCUCUCUCUCCCCGUCACCCUUCGCCUCCACAGUUCCGUCCUUCUCCUCCACAGUUCCGUCCUUCUCCCCCGCUAGCCACCUCGUCGUGACCUCCGGCCAGCCUGAACAAAUAUCCAUCAACAUAGUCUCUGAUACCCCAAUUUUCGACGACGGAUUUGUCUUCGUCUACGCAAUUGACGGUUUCUUCCACCUGAAAUUCACUCUAGCAGUUGCAGAUCCGGCCAACCCGAACCCUAGAUCCGAUUCCCAUUGCCUGAAUUAA